Ochotona princeps (American pika) is the source of this 1640-nucleotide messenger RNA. It is a transcript of the gene TRMT13, whose product is annotated as tRNA methyltransferase 13 homolog. The record is from RefSeq and is a predicted model, not a curated record. The transcript is spliced from 11 exons. NCBI's taxonomy places the organism in Eukaryota, Metazoa, Chordata, Mammalia, Lagomorpha, Ochotonidae. Gene Ontology annotation, biological process: tRNA methylation. The coding region runs from base 1 to 1440 and encodes 479 amino acids.
AUGGAGGCCUCUGCGCCCACCCCUCCCGCGACUGGCUUCCCAGCUGAAGGUCGAUGCGGCUACUUUGUAGAAAAGAAGAAGCGGUUCUGCAGGAUGGUGGCGGCCGCAGGGAGAAGGUUCUGUGGCGAACACGCCGGAGUCGCGGAGGAAGAAAAUACGCGGAAAAGAAUCUUGUGUCCUUUAGACCCAAAACAUACAGUAUACGAAGAUCAACUAGCAAAGCAUUUGAAAAAAUGUAACUCAAGGGAGAAGCCAAAACCUGAUUUCUUUAUUCAGGAUAUUAAUGCAGGCUUAACAGAUGAAACAGAAAUACCCGAACAAUUAGUCCCAAUUUCUUCUCUAUCUGAAGAGCAGAUGGACAACCUAAUUAAGAAACUGAGGAAAGCAAGUGAAGGUUUGAAUUCUACACUUAAACAUCACAUUAUGUCCCAUCCAGUGUUACAUGAUGCCCUUAAUGACCCUAAGAAUGGUGAUUCUGCAACCAAGCAUCUGAAACAGCAGGCUUCUAUUUUAGGUAACAUUGAAAAACUAAAGUUACUUGGUCCAAGAAGAUGUUUUGUUGAAUUUGGAGCAGGAAGGGGAAAACUGUCUCAUUGGGUUGAUAUUGCCUUAAAAGAUGCCGAAAACGUUCACUUCAUCCUUGUAGAAAAGAUGACCACAAGAUUCAAGGUAGAUGGUAAACACAAAAAGAAAAAUUCAGUGUUUGAAAGACUUCAGAUUGAUAUUCAACACUUGUGUUUGAACAGAAUUCCUGUGCUAAGAGAAGGAAAACUACCUGUAGUAGGCAUUGGAAAGCAUUUGUGUGGGGUGGCAACAGAUCUUGCAUUACGAUGUUUGGUUGAAACCUAUGCUGCCAAUUGUGAGGAAAAGAGUGAAGAACCUUUAGCCAAACGUAUAAAGAAUGAUAAAACAGCAAAAGAAAUGAAGGCUUUGACCAAGGAAGGAAAUGAAACUCUUGUCCCAGAGAAAUGGACCCCUGUGGCUGGCAUUGUUAUUGCACUCUGUUGUCACCACAGGUGUGAUUGGAGACAUUAUGUAGGCAAAGAAUAUUUCAGGUCUUUAGGCCUCGGAGCCGUGGAAUUCCACUAUUUCCAGCGAAUGAGUAGCUGGGCAACUUGUGGGAUGAGGAGAACAUCUUUGGAAACUUCUACUAUCACCACACAGAGAAAGGAUUUUCAGAACGAUGAAGAAGAGCACGAUGAUGGAGGAUACAGAAUCACAGAUGAUGGUGCUGACGGUCUGCCGGGGCUUCUUACUGCCGAAGAAAAGAAACAAAUAGGGCAUCUUUGUAAAUUGCUGAUUGACCAAGGCCGAGUCAAUUAUUUACAGCAGCAAGGAUUCAGUCCAGCUUUACAGUACUACACAGAUCCUCAGGUGUCUUUGGAAAACGUGUUGUUAACCGCGUUGCCAGAACAUUCAUCAACAGAAACAACUGCUUAAUGGAAAAGACAUUUGAACAGCAUCCAUCUUCUACCAAGAAGCAAUUUUUUAAAUUAUAUUUUUAUAUUCAUUAAAGUAAAUAGCAGUGUGAACUUUUAGGGAUUCUGUGGCCUCUUUAAGCUUUCAUGAUGGCUUUGUUUUUGCUUCCGAGUCCAAAUAUUGGAGAAUUCACCAAGUCCCCGAAGUAAUCUUUAGCAGAU